Molecule: messenger RNA, 3609 nt
Organism: Harpia harpyja (harpy eagle)
Lineage: Eukaryota; Metazoa; Chordata; Aves; Accipitriformes; Accipitridae
Product: meprin A subunit alpha-like
Exons: 14
Coding region: 1-2139 (712 amino acids)
Biological process (GO): proteolysis
Cellular component (GO): membrane
Molecular function (GO): zinc ion binding; protein binding; metalloendopeptidase activity
Source: RefSeq, a predicted model, not a curated record
AUGGGCUCCAGCAUCUUCCCACUCUGCCUAGCACUUCUAUUCUGUUAUGUUUAUGGUACUCCAGUCUCUGUUGGUCACCUCUCCAGUGAAGCUGCAGCAGAAGAUGAUGCUGGUGAGAUAAUCAAAGACAUUCCAGACAUAAACUUAGCUGCUGGACUGGACCUCUUUCAGGGUGAUAUCAUGCUCCCUAAAAAUCAGCGAAAUGCCCUAAGAGAUGAGACCUACAGAUGGAAGUUCCCCAUCCCCUAUAUUCUGGGUGAUAACCUAGAUCUGAAUGCCAAAGGAGUAAUUCUCCAGGCGUUUGAAAUGUUCCGUCUUAAGUCCUGCAUUGAUUUCAAGCCAUAUGAAGGAGAGAGAACCUACAUAUUCUUUAAAAAAGAAAGCGGGUGUUGGUCCAUGGUGGGGGACCUGCAGACUGGACAGACCCUCUCUAUUGGGGCAGGGUGUGACUACAGAGCAAUUGUGGAACAUGAGAUCCUGCAUGCUUUAGGAUUUUACCAUGAGCAGUCGAGGAUGGACCGGGAUGACUAUGUGACAAUCUGGUGGGAUGAAAUUAUUGCAGGCCAAGAGCACAAUUUUCUGAAGUACAAUGACAGCUUCAUCACUGAUCUGAACACCCCCUAUGACUACGAAUCAUUGAUGCACUAUGAACCAUUUUCAUUUAACAAAAAUGAAAGCAAGCCCACAAUCACGGCGAAGAUACCAGAAUUUGAUAACAUAAUUGGACAACGUCUAGACAUCAGUGCCAUUGACCUGAAAAGACUGAAUCGCAUGUAUAACUGCACUUCAACUCACACUUUUUUGGACCAGUGUUCUUUUGAGUUUGAAAAUAUCUGUGGCAUGAUUCAGGGCACCAGAGAUGAUCUAGACUGGGUCCAUCAACAGAGCAGUGCUACAAGGCAGGAAGACCACACACUUUCUGGGCGCUGUAGAGAUGCUGGCUAUUUCAUGUACUUCAACACCAGCUCUGGCAAGGCAGAUGAGGUGGCAGUCCUAGAGUCUCGAAUCCUUUAUCCAAAGAGAACUCAGCAGUGCCUCCAGUUCUUCUAUAAGAUCACAGGAAGCCUUUCUGACAAGCUGAUCAUCUGGCUUAAAGAGGAUGAUGGCACUGGAAAUGUUCGCAAGAUGAGGAAAAUUCAAACCUUUCAAGCGGAUAAUGACUAUAACUGGAAAAUUGCCCACGUAACCCUCAACGCUCAGAAGAAGUUCCGUUACCUCUUCCAAGGACUAAAGGGCAACUCCAGCUCUACAACUGGUGGGAUUGCUAUUGAUGAUGUCACACUGACAGAGACCCCCUGUCCCACAGCUGUGUGGGUCAUUCGGAAUUUCAACCAAAUCCUCAAAAACACAUCAAGUGAUGUUAUUCAAAGCCCCCGGUUUUAUAGCCCCGAGGGUUAUGGGUUUGGCAUAAGUUUGCAUCCCCACUCCAGAAGCAGUGGCUACACUCGGGUGGCCUUUCACUUGUGCAGUGGAGAGAACGAUGGUGUUCUGGAGUGGCCAGCUCUGAACCGCCAAGCUGUACUCACAGUGCUGGACCAGGACCCUGACGUCUUGAAAAGGAUGUCCUCAAGCAAAAGCUUCACCACAAGCAAAGACCAUGUUAGCUCAGAUGCUAAUGGAACCUUAAUAUGGGAGAAACCAUCAAUUGCUGGAAAAUUUGAUGCCUCGUGCAAUUGUUAUAGAAGUUUAUCAUGGGGGUGGACUAACUUCAUAUCCCACAGGCAGAUGAGACGGAGAAGCUUCCUGAAAAAUGAUGACUUGAUUAUUUUUGCAGAAUUUAAUGAUCUAACUCACCUCAAUAACACUGAAGUCCCUGUCAAACGGGAACAAUCUGCUUUCACGGAAGGCCUCAUUCUUGAAAGGCAGAAGAGAGCAGCCCAGGAUAUGGAGCCCGUUCAAGACCGGCUGCCUUAUCUGCAAGACCCGUGUGACCCAAACCCUUGCCAGAAUGACGGAGUCUGUGUGAAUGUGAAAGGGAAAGCAAGCUGCAGGUGCCCAUCGGGACAAGCCUUCUUCUUUACCGGUGAGAGGUGCCAGUCAAGACAGGUCCAUGGGAGCAUCCUGGGAAUGACAGUUGGUGGAAUUGCUGGAACCAUUGUCUUAACCAUUGUCCUCAUUUCCAUGAUGGCUAGAAGAUAAAGAGCUGCAGUGGGAUAAAUCUCAGCCUGGUAUUUUUCCAUAGUUCAUAAGACACCAGUUUUCAGUGAAAAGCUAUGAAUACAACUUGUAGAAGACCAGUCAGCAAAUGGACGACAUGCUCUAUCAACAUCUUGGCAGCAAUCUGUUUACUCUGUAGGACUUGGCAGUUAAAGAACGUACUGAAAGUUCAUACCCUGCCUCUCUUGUCUAUUCUUUGAAUGUUCCAUUUCUUCAUCCAAUAGCAAGUGGUAGUGCUGAAAGGCCAUGCAUUUACUCUCAACCACAGUUCAAACUUAGAUUAAAUAACUGGUAGGACCUCUCAAAACACUGGAAAAAGUCACACAGAAGCACAUAUAUUAAGAUUCUAGAAAUGUUCCUGUAGAAAUUACUCAAGAAAUCUAAAGGCUACAAAUCCAUAAUUAUGUAAAUCAGCACAUCAAUACUCAUUUUCCAUGGAGCUGUGCUGGUUUACAAAAGCUGAUGAGCUAUUAUAUAGAAUUCAUAGUAAACUACUAUUAUAUAUUUUUGGCCAAUUCUCUAGCAUGGAAAUAAUUUCACAUUAAAGCUAGUUGUCUUUCUAGAUGGCGUAAUCACGUAAGGUUUUCAAACAUUCGAGUGUAAAUCUAUUCUCUGGGCAUAACCCAAAGUUCUUUUAAACAUCUAUAAAGCUCCCUUGAUUUCAGCAGGCAGUGGAUGAAAUUGGAGCAGAUCACCAGUUAUAGGAUUGGAUCUGUAGCGGUUACCAUUAAAUUCGUAUCCCUUUGGAAAUCACAAGUCAUGGAGAGGGGCGGGAGUGUAGGAAGAUGAAGACUGGGUAUGUGAUACUGGUGGGUGCUGGAUAAGGUGUUAACACCCUACAACUUAUUGCAGAUGGCAGGGAGCAACCUAUCUAGUAUGUCCCAAGAUCCCUGUUUUCAGUGCUCUAACAGUUUCCACACUUGAAACUUUGUUAUCCAGGUUUCCUUCAAAAGCAGUUUCUUCUUGUCUGCAUAUCAGAUCAGAAAGAAUUCAGAAUGCAAAUGGUAAAUAAUCGCAGAGGGUGAAGCUAUCUUUGUAUUUAUCAGAUACCUGUCACAAGGCAUGGCAGCCAAGGGAAAAUGCACUCUCAUGGCAGUAGGUUGUACACAGGGAGCUGUUUUCCAUUUGUUUUUACACUUGGAUUCAUCCUGGUGCUCACACCAGUCUUGUCAGUAGGGACAAACCAUCCAUUUAGUUAAGGCAUUAUCAGCAAGUUAAUACUCUGUCCCUCUUAUUCUCUGCGUCUAGAAUAAAAUCAAAACAAACACUUCCUGGAACAUUUUUGACCAUCUGGCUGGACCUCACCACAGGCAGUUACAGAUCCGAUUACCUUCUGCCAGCUGGAUUAGGGGACUCCUUUUUGGGUCAAAGGAGUCUCCCACCCAAGUUGACAAGCUUAUAAAUUACGCAGGUUUAUGGAAUGAAAGACGAGAUGUAUAAAGAUGAAUAAAA